Adelges cooleyi (spruce gall adelgid) is the source of this 2636-nucleotide messenger RNA. Its product is annotated as zinc finger protein 501-like. Gene Ontology annotation, cellular component: nucleus. Gene Ontology annotation, molecular function: RNA polymerase II cis-regulatory region sequence-specific DNA binding; DNA-binding transcription activator activity, RNA polymerase II-specific. Bases 687 to 2306 code for a protein of 539 amino acids. Gene Ontology annotation, biological process: regulation of transcription by RNA polymerase II. NCBI's taxonomy places the organism in Eukaryota, Metazoa, Arthropoda, Insecta, Hemiptera, Adelgidae. The record is from RefSeq and is a predicted model, not a curated record. The transcript is spliced from 5 exons.
UUGGUGUAUAUAUAUAUAAUUGUAAUAUUUACGUUUGUGUGUGUGUUUUCCAAAAAUUCAGUGUUUAUUGACGGAUUGUUUUGGUUUAAUAGAGUGUAGGUAUAACACGAUAACUAUAAUCUCCACUGACUGGUUGUUGGGCGUUUUAUAAGCCUUCAUUUUUACUUCGACUUUCAUAGAGUACAAUAAGAGAGCUAUAUGAUGGCCGACAGGUAAAAAUAACGCUUAUUUAAAAAAAGUUUACCUCCAAGCCACGGUGUAACUUCACCUGUGGCAAUCACUCGUUAUCACAAAAACACCCACCAACGCAAAUCUGCCGUGCAGUUAGCAUUAAAACCACAGUUUACAAUAAUUAUUGUUAAAUACGUUUUGUUUUUGUUAAUAAUUGAGAUUUCUUUUUGUCAAUCCGGAAUUUCUGUGAAUGACUACCAGUUAAAUUAGAUUUAGAGCCACGGGUACAAUUUGUUUUCAGUGUUGGUCCGGUUCGUGACAAUCAUUAGUUCUUCAAUGAAAAUAACUUGGCCGAAUUCGGUGAUAAAUACCUAACCAAUUGCGUCGUGUUUCGUUUCAAUUUGCAUUUGCAAUUGAGUUUUGUCUUGCCUGUUAAUCCUUUGUCAUAGGUUUUUUAGUAGCAGCCUUCGACUGCGGUUCACGGCAACUACGUUGUAGUUUUGAAGAGGUAUAAUAUGUUGCAAAUUAAACAAGAAAAUGAUGAAACAGAAGAACAUUCCUUUGAAAAACCGUUUGAAGUCAUUGAACCUAAACCGUUAGAUGUGCAGUUCAAAAACAAUAAAAUUUCUUCAACAGAAGAGUAUUUAGUAAAGAAUGAAGACGAUAAUACUUAUGAAGUUUUGAAGCGGUAUAAUAUGUUGAAAAUUAAACACGAAAAUGACGAAACAGAAGAACAAUCUUUUGAAAAAUCAUUUGAACUCAUUGAACCUAAACCAUUAGAUGUGCAGUUAAAAAACAAUGAAUUUUCUACAACGGAGGAGUCUUUGGUAAAGAAUGAAGGCGACAAUACUUAUGAUUUUAGCAGAAAAAACGACCAAUUGAGUAUCAAAAUUGAAAAAGAUUGCUUCGAUGAUUGUGUUUUCGAAUCAGAAAUAGAAAUUACUAGGCAUGAACUGUGUUAUGCUGAAGAAGAGCAAACAACGUCGUUUGACUGCAAUUACUGUCAGAAAUCUUUUAAGACAAAACGGCGAAUUAAAAACCACAUUUUAAGUAUUCAUUAUCCGUGUAACAAGAUCGGCACUUCAAUUUGUGCAAACUCUAUGGAUUACUAUACUCGAAACAAAGAUGACUUAAAUAGUUGUGGUAUUUGUUUAACAAGUUGUUCAUCAAUAUCGAGCCUGAGAAGACAUUGGCGCAUUCAUACGGACGAAAAGCCUUUUAAAUGCGGUAUCUGUGAAAAAACAUUUCGACAAUCUUCAAUCAAGAAUCACAAAAUGAUACACGACGGUGAAAAACCCUUCAAAUGCGAUGUCUGUGAAAAACAGUUUCGUCGACAACAUCAUCUUAAGACUCACGAGAGAAUGCAUACCGGCGAAAAACCGUAUAAAUGCAAUGUCUGUAAAAAAACAUUUAGUCACCAGACUUCGCUCAAAAGUCACGAAAGGACACAUACCGGCGACAGGCCCUUUAAAUGCAACGCCUGUGAAAAAACAUUUUGUCACCAGUCUUCCCUCAAAAUUCAUAAAACGAUACAUGCCGGCGACAGGCCCUUUAAAUGCGAUAUCUGUGAAAAACCAUUCAAAACACGACCUCACCUCAACAACCAUAAAAGGAUACACACCGGCGAGAAACUGUUUAGAUGCAACGUGUGUAAAAGAACAUUCAGACAGCAAUCUGCUCUCGCGAUACAUUCAAGUGUACAUACCGGCGAGAAACCAUUUAAAUGCGAUAUCUGUAAAACAACCUUCAGACUAAAAUCUAUUCUCGCGAAACAUUCACUCAUACAUACCGGCGAGAAACCGUUUAAAUGCGGUGUCUGUGAAAAAGCCUUCAGUCUACAAUAUAAUCUCGCGGACCAUGCACGUAGACAUACCGGCGAGAAACCGUUUAACUGCGACGUCUGUGGAAAAAACUUCAGUGUCCAUUCUGAUUUGAAGAAACAUUCGCGUACACAUACCGGUGAGAAACCAUUUAAAUGCGGUGUCUGUGAAAAAUGCUUUGGCAGACAAUCUCACCUCAAGUCUCAUGAACGCAUACAUACUGGUGGGGUACGAUACAAAUGCUCCAUCUGUGAAAAAUCGUAUGGUCGCCAAGGUACUCUCAAAGGUCAUCAAGCAAAAGCACACGGCUCAUAGACUCGUUACCCUCACCACGUGACUAGGCAUUUGGCAGAUUUUAAAUAUUUUUUCAGGAUCUAUUUGUUAUUAUUUUGCAAUUUUUUUGUUUUUUGUUUUCUCUUGUAUCUUUUUUAUCGUUACUAUCGUUUAACUGACCGUUACUAUAACUAUGACAUUUUCCAUUUCAUUUUUCGACGGAUCACUUGAACUGUUUAGUUUUUAUACUUUUACAUGCAUUAUUGUAAAAAAAAAAUUGUUCAUAUUUUUAUUUUUUAUUAUACAAUGUUAGUAGUUUUUUUUAUAAUUACUGUUGGCUUUAAGGAGAAAAUAUUUAUAAAAUAUGUGAGU